AUCAUUUCUGGCCGGUAUUUCUCUCAGUCUCUUGUAUCCAGCAUCACUUUCUAUGAAUUACCUUUUUGUCACAACACUUCCCAGUAUUACAUAUGUGGUCUGAGCAAGAAAUCAGGACAUCGGUUGUUAUUUAUUAGGUUUUUCAUCACCGUUCUUUCUUCUUCCUUUCCCUCUCUUUCUUUCUCUCUCGUGAUGGGAAAUGGUAUGUUCUGACACAGAAGCAUAAACCACUUCCUUCAUUAGAAUGCCACUGCCUGUUUGAGCUACUUUGUAACGUCCUGUUUUUGAUGCUAUUUCUCAUCUCUCCCCUUAAGAGACCUCAAGUCAGCAAGUCUGAGUCUGUGCAGAAAAGUGUGUGUGCACAUACGUGAGUGUGUCUGUGUGCGAGCACCCACAUCCGCCUUUAAAAAUUCAACAUGUGCCCUUUGAGCUGAAUGUCUGUGCACAGUCAAAUACAAAUUUAGUUAUUACACUUUUAAAUGUGCUACAAUUUUAUUAUCUAUGCAGUGAAUUAAGUUAAAUACUAAAGGGACAUGAUGGGAGAGAUUUCAGUGUUUUUGCAUUCUCUCACAAAACUUUUGCUCUUCUCUGAUAACCUUUUGCGUUCACUUGCAAAACUCUUGUUAUGGAAAUUAUUUGAGGUGGGAGGGAAAGCUAUUUCAGUGCUUUUGCAAACGAAAGAACGCAAAGAAUCUCAUAGGAACGUGAUAGUUUUGCUAGAGAAUUCACCGAUGAUUCAAAAUGUUCAGUAACAGUUAGUGCAAUUAAUUUUUUUUUUAGCAAAAAUGUCAUUAAAACAAAUUACAGUAGCAAGUAAAACACUCCCCCUCACCUAUCCAUCUUAUUUUUCAACAAAGUAGUAAGCUAGGCCUAUUUUCUGUCAGUGCACAAGACUGAUUUAUUAGCCACCACAGGUAAAUAACUAGAAUAAUAAUGAAGUGCGGUAAAUUGUAAAACUGUUUGUGCUACAAGUUUGUGUUCUUAUGAUUAUGAUAAUAAAAUAUAACUGCAAGCAGCAAUUAAGGGUCCAUGUACAACAGAGGUAGAAUGAGGGGCAAAAUUUCAAAGCAGCAAGCAUCAGACCAAAUGCAAAAAUUAGUAUAUAAAGACAUUUGGAGAUGAUUUUAAGCAAAAUGGUUGAAAACUCAUUAAUAGAAUCACUUGUAAUGUGACAUAAUUGCUUAUUGUUUUUGACCAAUAGGUGGUGUUGACACCAAAUUGAUGUGGUGUAGUUAAUGUGGGCUGACAAUGGCACAAAGUUUGGUGUCAAUAUGUCAAAGCUGCAGACAUACAGCUUCAGAUGCAUGCCAUUUAUUUCAUUGAUGCGGUAUAUGAAAAUGGUUCUAUCGACAUGAAAUCCAUAACUUUUUGCCAGCUCAGAUGAACGGUCUGGGAAAAGUUUCAAAAAAGUAGCAGACAGAAAAAUUGGUAUCACUGUUCUUUGCGUGGUCCAAGGAAUCCAUCGAAGACCAGUGUCAUGACAAUAGGCAAAAUUAAUUAAAAGCUAUUAGCAUUUUUUAAAAUUUCAUUAUAAUUUGUGACCACCGCUGCGCAGACACUUCUUGAGUGCCUUCAAGGCAUAUAGGCAUUUUGCCUAUGCCAAGUUUGUAACGAUGUGCCAAUGCAUUGUAAAUGUAAAAUGUAACAUUUUCGUCAAAUUCAUUUGCUCAUUAUUUGAGAAUCGUUUGACUAAUGGGCCCCGUUUACACUAAUGCGUUUUCGUUUUAAAACGGCGUUUUAGAAUGAAAACGAUCAGCAUUUACACUGGCAUUUCCGCUGCGUUUCAGAAAAAAUCUCCAUUUAUACUACACAACCUAAAACGCAUGUCACAUGACCAUUCAUGCAGGUACAACCAUAGAUAUGUAUAGGUAGAUUCCCUGUUAUUUAGAUGGCGGACGCGGUCGAAUGGGGAAUCUACCUAGACAUAUCUAUGGGUACAAUAAUGACCAUGAUGCUAUUGUUUACAUGGUCAUCAAGGAUACACAGAGCGAAUGUGGGCAGCCAUGCCAUCGUUUUCAAAAGUCUCCGUUUUGGUCCGUUUACACUGAAACGCAACCCCGGAGUUUUAAACUAAAACGGGGUCUGCAGCGUUUUUAAAAGUCUCCGUUUUCGACCUCGAAAACGCCAGAGUAGUGUAAAUGACAGGCGUAACCGUAGCAAAAGUUAUGCGUUUUAAAACGAAAACGCACUAGUGUAAACGGGGCCUAACUUUUCAUAACUUUUGUUGGCAUGAUUUAGUUUUCAUGAAAAUUGGAGCAACGGUCUAGGAAGAAUAGGUUUUUUGGAAAUUCUAAAUGGUAGAAAAUUGUUAAUGAUGGAAAAACAUGUGUGCAACUUUGGACAGUUGGUGGUGCUAGAAGCACUGAGUUAAAGACUCCAAAUUUGCUACGAUUAAUGUUCAGACUCUUUUCAAUCAAUGUGCCAGAUUUCAUAACUUUGGUUCUAUGGGCUGUCAAAGACUCGAGAGCAGAAAUACCAGUUCACAGUACAGCAACUUCAUGACACCCAAAACACUCAUGUAUUAUGAAAGAAACAGCGAUCCGACGAAUUGAACCUUCUGAAUUUGACAAAGCAUCAUAAAUUCGCACUCACACAAGUGAGAGAUGUAACAGAGCUAAAGACAUCCAUCUGACUCCUGCAUACCUAUAUUAGACUAAUGGCCUCUGUCUACAGACUGACAAACUCAACUGAAUCUAAAAUGUGGUGGUGUGAACUAAAGUCCAAUAAUAGGCUUAAAGUCACUAACAUCUUUAGUUUGAAUUCAUUUGACCUUAAUGUCCUUCUGUCUUUUUUUUGUCCUCUGCAUUUCCACUUCCUCUUUUUCCACUCCAUCUUCCUUACUGUUCAUCAUCUCUUAGGAUAUUUCAAGUCAGGCGAUAAGUGUGUUCAAUGCAAGUCUGGUUUCUACACCAGUGAGAAAAACAGAGAGGAAAGUUGCCACCGCUGCUUCCAGAACUGCAAACCUGGAUUAAACAUGGAGGUGGAGAAGAAUUGCACAAGCACAUCAGAUGUAGUGUGUCGCUGUCGAGAGGGUUACUUUUGUUUGACCGAUCCACACACACACCGAUGUGACAGCUGCAUUCCUGUCUCCAUCACAAUCCCAUCCUCCACCUCUGCUGAUGUCCCAUCAUCCACUUCAUCCACCACUACAUCUACAGAGAUAGCUGAGAUUAAACAGGAUGACGGUAGUAUUGUGGUGUGGAUUUUAUGUGGAUUAAGUUCUGUAAUGUUAUCCAUUAUCAUCCUUAUGCUGUUCCUCCGGCUCUGCCGGAAGAAAGAGAAGGAAUGUUUUAAAAAUUUUGUCAGGCAGUGCUCGUUGGGUAAUAUGGAGGUGGACAGUGAGACUACACCUCCUACCAGCCAACCAGAUGAGCAGCCCCAUGCCCAGGAGAUGUUGUCACAUGGCAGCACACCAACCAAUCACAACACAGACUGCUCGUUUCAUCAGCCAAUCAGCUCAGAGCAGGCUGUGCCACCAGCUGGCAAUUUAGGUCCUCUUCACAUCUACGGUCCCCAGACAGUUUUUGUUAGUUUGCUCAAUCAAUUUGGAUGGGAUGGCGGCGAGAAAAAAGCACACGAACUCCAAGAAGAAUCGGUAAACAACAUCAACGAGCCCUACCCUCAGUCUCCCCCCGUCCAUCUGUCUGAGGAGGAAAGGAGCAGUGAGAACGAUUUCAUGUCCUUCCCAUCUCAGGAGCAAGGAAAAGAGUGCCACAUCUCUAAAGAAGAGGUGCUGUGAGGGAUAACGGAAUAUUUGUGUCCGUCUUCUUCCGUACUGUUCGACUGCUGUGUGGUUUGUUUUAAUUGAUGCUUCGUGAGUACCCAGUAUUAAAACUCUAACCCUGGCAGGGGAUUUCAUCUAGAGAGCAACAGGCUGCGUUAGGGGAAGGCCUGGGUGUGUGACUAACAGUACAGACGACAUAAUUGUUGCGUAUGAGCUUGAUAGUUCAUGCCAGCUUUGCAAUAUCACCCAUAAAGUACGUUUAUGCGUAACCACUGAUUCUAACCCAUCACAACGGCAGUGGGAUGCUGAUGUUGACUGUAGGAAGAGCCGAUACCAAAGGCUUUCACGUCUUACGAUGGCUGAAUGACUCUCAGGAAGUGUUUGAAAGCUAAAACACUCAGAAGACCAAAGAUUCACAUAUGUUGCGAUAUUUAUUUUAUGUAAAUUUAUUGUAUAAGUCAUUGUAACUGCAAUGUGUACUAUAAUUUCCUUUAAAUCUAUCUAUCUAUCUAUCGACUUCUGGGACAUUUUUAGUAUUGACAUUAUUGAAUAUGAAACAUUUAUAUUUAUUUAUACUCGUUAUUAAUUCUAUUACAAAUGUUAAAAACACAAAAACAGUUUUUUGUUCUCACACAGUUUAUCAGUGUUCAAUCAUGUUAAGUCCCUGGUUAAUGUUGUCAGUGUUCUUCCUCUUUUCUUUGGUUUUAUGCGACAGACACGAUGGAUUGUGCCAUCAAAAAAGCCCUGACAUUUUGAUGGUGGUCUGGAAAUGUCAACAUUGCUUCUUUAUUUAGAAGUCUAUAAGCACAGCACAAGAACAUGCAACAGCUGUUGUGUGAUCAAGUAUUAUGUUAUAUAUUCGCUGUAAUACACAAUUUUAAACUUGAUAUUAAUCAUAAAGUGCAAUCAAUAAAGUUUUAUUUUUUGGUA
This is a messenger RNA of Onychostoma macrolepis, 4654 nucleotides long. Its product is annotated as tumor necrosis factor receptor superfamily member 5. Gene Ontology annotation, molecular function: protein binding; tumor necrosis factor receptor activity. Lineage: Eukaryota; Metazoa; Chordata; Actinopteri; Cypriniformes; Cyprinidae. Gene Ontology annotation, cellular component: membrane raft; CD95 death-inducing signaling complex; external side of plasma membrane. The coding region runs from base 2657 to 3739 and encodes 360 amino acids. The transcript is spliced from 6 exons. Gene Ontology annotation, biological process: extrinsic apoptotic signaling pathway in absence of ligand; necroptotic signaling pathway; activation-induced cell death of T cells. The record is from RefSeq and is a predicted model, not a curated record.